AUGUGAUGUUCAACCCCAAUUGGCCACUGACAUAUUUAAGUAUGCCCUGCAGCCAAAUCAUGUAUAGGACCCCCAGUGCAUUAGGAUCCUUUAACUGGGCAAGACCCUCUGUCGUGUACGUCAAACAUGAGCUUCGCCGGUUAGGUCGUGUGGUAACUCUGCUCUGAUACAAACGACAAGUAGGCACGAUGUUGUCACCGAGGUGGACGUUGUUGUUCCUGUUGAUGUUGAUGCUGCUGACGGUGGGGGAGACACUGAAGAAUGGUCAUGCUCCACGUUGGUUGGUCAACUUGUUCUGCAAGAGGUCAUCCGGUCUGACACAGGUGCCCUGGGAUUGCACGGGGUACCUUCACUGCUACACCCAGGGCAUGACGACAUACGGCGUCUGGCUCAACUGCCCCGCGUCACUGAAAUUUGAUGCAACAUCACAGAAUUGUCUCCGAGUUUCCCCUUCAUGCAUGAACAUGGACAGAGUGGCACACAGAUACUGCCCCAUCUACAGCCAGUUGCGAUUUCCGCAUCCGGGUAGUUGCGCGAUGUUUUACGAUUGUUCCCGGAAAAUGCCGGACAAACGAUAUGGACUGAAGAUCUACGAGAACGAAUGUGCCUACCCUACACUGUUUGAUCCUGAACUGGCAGUGUGCAGGGAAAACGAGAUGAGUAACGAGAUAUCCUGCAUGAACCCCCCAUCCAGCAGAUGUGACUACAAGACGGAGUGCCUCUCUGUGUCCAGCCAGUGUUUACAAGAUGGCUACUCCCCCAAACCCGGAACUAUCUUCUCCUCCUACCACAUCCUCUGUAAAGCAGGGAAAAUAGUGUCAAACUUACAGUGUAAACUUUCAGAAGAAGUUUUUUGACCCAAUAGGAAAGAACUGCACAUCAAACUAUCAAAAAUCAAUAAACACAUACUGCCGGAUGAACCCCUCCGCCAAAUUCGCCGACCCGAGGAACUGUGCUCGGUAUUACGACUGCAGUACACGGUACCACCACUUCGGGCUGAAGCCCUACCAGUCCGAAUGCCAGUAUAUGUAUCUGUAUGACGAGAGCAGCGCCACCUGUCGGCUGUUCGACAUGAUCAAAACACCA
Haliotis rubra (blacklip abalone) is the source of this 1086-nucleotide messenger RNA. RefSeq lists its product as uncharacterized. The record is from RefSeq and is a predicted model, not a curated record. Gene Ontology annotation, cellular component: extracellular region. Bases 189 to 857 code for a protein of 222 amino acids. The transcript has 5 exons. Gene Ontology annotation, molecular function: chitin binding. Lineage: Eukaryota; Metazoa; Mollusca; Gastropoda; Lepetellida; Haliotidae.